UUCGUCCUUUCAGAGUAAUCCAUCUAGGAGGCAGAACGGAACGAGGAACGGGUGGGCUGGUCGGGCUGGUGACAGGCUACACAGCAGCUGCAGCUGUUCGCCUGCGCCUGACUGCUAGAGUUGUGAGAACAAAGUACCCGCACCUGGUAGUCGCUCAAAACUUGCCGCAGCUGCAGCUGUGUAUACUGCAGCUGUGCAGCUGGCCUCUGAGUACCAUGUAGACUACCUUCUUAACUCUCCUCUUGCACACUGACGUAUUGUUGGUUAUAUACCAGUCAUGUCUCUCCGGACCUAUUUGUGCGAGACGGUUUCCUGUGCUGGAGAUUAGAGCAUGAAAGAAGAAGACUGAUCAAUGCCAAUGAGGAAAAGAAGGAAGGAUAAUGACUAAUUGCUUGCGGAUGACUUCAAGAAUUGCUGUGAAUUGAUAAAAGCUCUGUCAUAGCCACAGAAGAUUUAUGAAUGAAAGGGGUAAAUUGUUUUGAAGCAAGAAGAAAUCAGAGAGAUGCCUUAUGCCAAUAUAUUCGCUGCCAGUUUAGCUGAUGGAAAUGGAGGGAGAGCAGCAGAAACUUUGGCUGGAAGUGGGUCAAGUUUUAUGGAAAACAUUUCAAACACCCUAGUAUCUGGGAACCCAUCUGCCUCCAUGGGGGUUACACACUAUGAGAAAGCAAGCACAUCAGCUAACCCCUUUCUCUGUGCAAAAAAUGUAUCGUUUAUAUCAUCAGUGUUUGAUAUCUCAGUGUGUCCUCAAUGGUGCCCGGUGAAUCAUAUGUAUUUCCAGCUAGCCAACACAUUCUUCUUCCUUUCUUACCUCGCUCCGAGCGGCCUGUAUGGUCUGGUAUACCUGAGGUGCACUCAUCUGAUUGGGUGUGCCCUGUUUGCUCUCUGGGGCUGGUCAGUGAUCUGCUCAUUUGAUGCUUUCCUAUGGAAUGCAAACUUUGUUGUCAUCAACUUCAUUCAUGUGUGUGUACUGCUCUACCGCCUGAGACCCAUUAAGUUCUCUAAGGAAGUGGAAGAGGUGUAUGCUGCUCUCUUUCAGCCCCUGAAAGUUUCAAGGCACCAGUUCAAGAAGGUACUGGACUGCAUGAAGAUGAUUAGACCACUUAAGUACCAGGAGGUGUAUGCCCAAGAGAAGGUCACCAAAGUGGACUCUCUUUCCCUGGUCCUCUCUGGCAAGUUGGUUGUGUCUCAAAACUUUCGUGCUCUGCACAUUGUGUUCCCACACCAAUUCCUUGACUCCCCUGAGUGGUUUGGAGUGUCCACAGACGAGUUCUUCCAGGUGUCAGUGACGGCCAUGGAAGAAUCCCGUGUCUUGCUGUGGCAUCGAGAUAAACUCAAAUUGACUAUAAUCACUGAUUCCUUCCUUCAGGCUGUCUUCGACCACAUUCUGGGAAGAGAUGUUGUCAAGAAACUCAUGCAGAUUCCUGUAGUUGACACCUCAGAUGAGGACAGUGCUGUUUUGUUGGUGAACGAGACUAUGGCUGCAAGUGUGAACGGCCACUUACCCAAUAGCCUAGAAGAUGCGGGUGAGAGUGAAGAAAAACCCAUGCUCAUUGUCAAGAAAUCUGGUGACGGUCCAGGAAUAACUGCCCUCAUCAACAGGCAGUUGCAAGGCAUCCCUAGGAUUAGGUACUAUUACUGUGCUGCAGACCCAAAUGCGUGGCGAUUAGGAAGAAUAGAAGAAACUGACCAUGAAACUCCAGUGUAGUGUUUCCUAAGGACCACACAUGGACCAACCAAGCAAUACGACUAUAAGCCUGCUGUUUUGCUGUCUGUUUCAACUCAGAGUAUCCUGGAGAAAGAGAACCUUGUUUUGCUUGGGGUGAGCUACCAGUAACUGUUCAUUACAAUUUUUGUAAUUUAAUGACAACAUUUUUGAAUUCUCUAUUUAUUUCAGUGCUGUUGUUAUUGAUUCUGCAUUACUAUGAGGGUGUGUGUUCUGUAAUCUGGCCCCCACAUCACAACCUACCCUUAACAUGUUGACUUUACCCAGUGAAACAGUUUCUCUACUAGUACAAUCUGAAUCUAGUCUUCCCUGCUAGCUUUAUAAUACUCAAUUGUAUAAAGCCAUUUUACUUUCAAAAAAGAUUGUGUUAUCUAAAUGAAUGUGCACAUUGCUUUGUUGUGAAUAAAGUAAAAGCCUUAUUCACCUUCCAUGCAACUGUAAAUGCUCACAUUUGUGUUAACAAUGCCUCUCUUACUUAUUUUUAUUUUUUAAUCAUCGUCUUUGUUUCAGUAUUAACCCAGAGAUUAACCCCUAGCAAGGCUGCUUCUGUAUGUGAUUAAUAUGAAAUAAUUGUGUGUAACUUACUGUCAAGUUAAGAUUGUUGAGUGUUGAGUAUUAUACAGUUAAACUAAACAAUAUUUUUUGUAUUUUACAUUAUGUGUUUGGAAGCUCACAGUCUGUGAUUUGCUGAGUGACCUUUGUACUUACUUGUUCAGAAAACUAAGUAAUUGUUAUGUGUCCCUAAAUUAUCACUUACUUCCUUUCUGUCGGACUAUGUUGUGUUUACUGCAGCUUAACUAGGCAGCUUCUAUCAUCUUGAGGCAUACAAAAAUAAAAAAAAAAAUGUGAUAAAGAAUUUUAGGUAUAACAAAUAUAAGUAAGUUUGGGAUCAAAAGGAACUAUAGCAGAAAAAUAUGUCAAGAGUGAAGAGAAGCAAAAGAAUGUUGCCCCUGUUCAGACCACACAAAGGAUACCUCUGGAGUUUCAGGCAAAACUAGACAACUUUCAAGUUUGAUACAGAGUUAAUAAAUAAUGAGGACUGCCUUCUCUGCUGCAAGUGUUGUGUUGCCACAAAAUGUAAUCAUGUGUUUCUUGACUGUUUUGUGCGGGCUCCAAAAUAGAAAGUUAAUACAACUGUCUGAUUGGCAUCAACAUGUUUCCUCGCAUGAAGUUAAGUAAAAUUCAAAAGUGAUGUGUGUUCUAGCAGGUUUGAAUGAUGAUUAGUUAUAUAGUUUUAAGAGUUGAAUGGUUUCCAUGAUAUGAAUGAACCAUAUUGAUGUUGCAUGUUGUCUAUAUAUUUUAGAAAAGAUUCUCAGAUAUACUCUUAAUAUUUUAUAAUUAAUGUUUUAACUUGAACUAGAAAAACUUUCUAAAAACUGUUUCAUUAUGAGAUUUAUUGUGUUAAUUUUACUGUGGAAAAAAUUUCUAGGCAAUCUUUCUGAUGUUAAAUAUUACAGCAACAUAAAAGUUACUUUCGGUGGUAGUAAGUUAAGUUUUAUUUUUUUACCAAUCUGCAUUUCUGCAAUUAUAGUGAACAUAUAUUUUGUUGUUGUGUACAGACUUAAUAAAGUAAAAGAAUAACUUUAUGGAAAAAAACUAUCAAUCUGUAUCAAUGCACUCUUCUUUUGUGCAUUAGUUGAGUUACAAACUAUCCAUUCUAAAGGGAAACAAAUGGAUUGGGAUUAGAUUUGUUGCAUUGUUGUUGCCCCUAAUUACGAGAAAAAUUAAGUCUUCAUUUGUGAAUCAAUUUUUGUGCUUCUCUUUGUUAAGAUUUUUUACUUUGAAGAAGGAACUGUCUUGUCCUUUUUUUGUAUAUUAUGCUCUUGCAAUUUUCAGUAAAGCAGAUUUGGAGAGAGGCUGUUCUGACAUGAGUAUUGAAUCCUCUGUAAAGAAAAUAAGUCAUAGAAAAAAUAGGCCCUAAUUAAGCAAAUUGUUGCAUUGUUUUUUUUUUUUCAAUGUGCUGAAAAAUUUGGAUUUUGCUGCCAAUAUAGGGCACAUGUGGUAACUAAGAAUAAAUGCUUACUUUUUAUCUGUCAAAUGUAUAAUCUCUUAAUUCUUUAGUAACUAAAAGCUUGUUUACUAGCAACUUCUUUGAGGACCUGUAUGAGUCAUGACAAUCAACAUGAGUAUUUAGAUUACCACAAGCUACCUUACAUGCAACUCACAGUAAACAAAAAUAGUAGCAUAAAAUUAACUGGGGAAAAUAUUAUUAACCAGUGAAGAUAAGACACAAGGAGAGAUUGCGUACUGUUAUCUUAAAACUUACCGUUCUAGAUUCUAUUCAAAAAUGUGAUGUGGCAAAUAUAGACAUAAAGAAAAAUGAUAUUGUAUUAAAAGUAAAUUUUUAAUGAGAAUGUGGAGGUAUUCUGGUAUAUUUGUUUUCAAAUUAAGUUUUUUGUGGUUUGAAUGGUUAUUUGUUUUAUACAAAAUAAAAAAAACAACAACUUA
This is a messenger RNA of Frankliniella occidentalis (western flower thrips), 4171 nucleotides long. It is a transcript of the gene bves, whose product is annotated as blood vessel epicardial substance. Gene Ontology annotation, cellular component: sarcolemma. Gene Ontology annotation, molecular function: cAMP binding. The record is from RefSeq and is a predicted model, not a curated record. The transcript is spliced from 9 exons. NCBI's taxonomy places the organism in Eukaryota, Metazoa, Arthropoda, Insecta, Thysanoptera, Thripidae. The coding region runs from base 503 to 1705 and encodes 400 amino acids.